CGGUUUGUUUUUUGUCAGAGGUCUCGUUCCGGAGAGUCAGUUGGAUUGUCUUCAGGUCAACCCUCUGGUCGUACCGAACACGAUGGCUCCCAAGUUGUUCAUGAAUUCAUUGAGUCCAGCCUGUAGAGCGGUGUUGAUGUGUGCGCAAGAAGUUGGUAUCAAUUUGGAACUGAACGUUAUAGAUUUAACCAAAGGAGAACACCUGAAACCGGAAUUUUUAAAGAAAAAUCCUCAGCACACAAUUCCAGUACUCGAAGACGACGACGUAGUCAUCGUCGACAGUCACGCCAUCAUGGGCUACCUGGUUGGAAAAUACGCGAUGGAUGAUUCUAUCUAUCCGAAAGACGACAUAGAUGCGCGUGCAAUCAUCGACCACAAACUCCAUUUCGAUUCCAGUAUUUUGUACGUGAGGGGACUGCUCAUCGCGUCUGCUCUCAUCCAUAAGGACAGUCAGCCGUCCAAAGAGAACCUCGAGUAUCUCAAGGACGCGUUCGCCAUAUUGGACAAACUACUCCAGGGGAAAGACUAUAUCGCCGGGGGUAGCCUGUCUAUCGCAGACUUCAGUAUUCUGUCAUCGGUGACAGCAUGGGAGACCUUUGUUCCCACCAAAGAUUUUCCCAAUAUCGUCAAAUAUGUCCAGCGGAUGCAGAAGCUGCCGUUCUCCAAAGUCAACUUGAAAGGCGUAGAAGAAUUAAAAUCGCUCCUCAGUGGCAAGCUUAAAGCUUAAAAUUCACACAUCAUUUCGCAGGCAUACACAUUGUAUUGUUCAUAUUGUGCAUAUACAUACUAUUUAUAUUGUAAUUAAUUAUAACUAAUAAAGGACCAAAAUAAAAGUGUAGUCAUCUCUUCAU
Messenger RNA from Cylas formicarius (sweet potato weevil), 851 nucleotides. RefSeq names its product glutathione S-transferase 1-like. The coding region runs from base 83 to 727 and encodes 214 amino acids. NCBI's taxonomy places the organism in Eukaryota, Metazoa, Arthropoda, Insecta, Coleoptera, Brentidae. The transcript has 3 exons. Gene Ontology annotation, biological process: glutathione metabolic process. The record is from RefSeq and is a predicted model, not a curated record. Gene Ontology annotation, molecular function: glutathione transferase activity.